Aspergillus alliaceus is the source of this 423-nucleotide messenger RNA. RefSeq lists its product as uncharacterized. The transcript is spliced from 2 exons. NCBI's taxonomy places the organism in Eukaryota, Fungi, Ascomycota, Eurotiomycetes, Eurotiales, Aspergillaceae. The record is from RefSeq and is a predicted model, not a curated record. The coding region runs from base 1 to 423 and encodes 140 amino acids.
AUGGAGAGCCCAAUGCGAGUCAUCAUCUCUGCCUGCGUCACUGAUAUCGGUGGGAAUCCACAACGACGCCAUAAUACCUUGGGGAGUGCGUUCUGCGAGGAAGUCUUGCACCGAGAAUUCCGUGCGUCGCUCCAACCUACCGGAUACGACCAUGUCCAUAUCCCCGCGGAUUUUGACUCCGUCAAGCCGGUAAAACGCUGGUUUAUCUUUGACCUGAACGUACGUGGAGAACUUGAAGCGGACGAAGUUGCGCGGGUCCCCCAUUCCGUCUAUCUGGGUAGCCGCCAGGGAGACAAAUGGAUGUUCAUUCCACGUCCCCAAUGGAUAGAAUCGGCCAAACUCCGAGCCAACUCAUAUACAUGGGGCGGACGACUGGAGCAAAAGCUAGUGGCUGGAAUGAAGACUUCAUUGCUACGAGGGUGA